CCGCCUUUAAACCCUCUCGGACCGAAGACGGUAGGGUUUUUGGCCGAGUGAAAGCUAUCGGAGCAAAUAUUUGAGUCAUGGCUUUUGCCAAUAAAAUCGGGAGUCUUCUCAAGUAUGUUGUGUCCUCCAAGCCUUCAAUCUAUCAGGCAGUACGGAUGAUGUCUUCAUCGAAACUCUUUGUCGGAGGACUAUCUUACGGAACAGAUGAUCAGAGUUUAAGAGAAGCAUUCUCUGGCUAUGGUGAAGUUCUUGAGGCUCGGGUUAUUGUUGAUCGUGAAACUGGGAGGUCAAGGGGUUUUGGCUUUAUAACCUUUACAUCUACUGAAGAGGCUUCUGCUGCUGUAACUGCCAUGGAUGGGAAGGAGCUCCAAGGCCGCAUGGUGAGAGUUAACUAUGCUACUGAUCGUCGCUCUGGCUUUGGCGGCGGUGGAUAUGGUGGUGGUGGAUACGGCGGUGGCAGUUACGGUGGCGGGUAUGGCGGUGGAGGCUACAGUGGUGGCGGCGGAGGCUAUGGUGGCGGUGAUGGUUCCGGUUUCGGCGGAGGUGGUGGCUAUGGUGGAGGAGCUGCAGGUGGCUAUAAUGGCGGGAGUGGGGGUGGCAAUUAUGUUGCCGGAGGUGUUGGUGGGAAUGAAAGCUAUGGUGGUGGUGGAGCAUUUGGACAAAGCCAGGGUAGCAGCAGCAGCUCUGCAGGAUUUGGAGGUAGUUCUGAUCUAUUCAAUUCGAACACCAACAAAGGCUUUAAUUAUGGCAAUCAGGAAAAGCUGGAUGAUAAAUUCAAGGAUGAUUUCGAUGAUGAUGAUGAUGAUGAUUAUGCAAAUAAAAGAGGUUAGUUUUAUUUCUAAUUCGCAUAUUGGAAUGGAAGAAGUUUUUGAGUGCUUUGAAUGUGUUUUUAUUUUAUUGUCUUUUCAUAAAUUGAAAGCGUGUAUUAUUUCUGUGAACUGAACAUCAUUUUGUAGUUCUAGUUUUUUUCCCGUG
This is a messenger RNA of Phalaenopsis equestris, 975 nucleotides long. RefSeq names its product glycine-rich RNA-binding protein 2, mitochondrial-like. The record is from RefSeq and is a predicted model, not a curated record. NCBI's taxonomy places the organism in Eukaryota, Viridiplantae, Streptophyta, Magnoliopsida, Asparagales, Orchidaceae. Gene Ontology annotation, molecular function: RNA binding. The coding region runs from base 78 to 830 and encodes 250 amino acids. The transcript has 5 exons.